Messenger RNA from Chlamydomonas reinhardtii, 4879 nucleotides. RefSeq lists its product as uncharacterized. Lineage: Eukaryota; Viridiplantae; Chlorophyta; Chlorophyceae; Chlamydomonadales; Chlamydomonadaceae. The transcript has 22 exons. Gene Ontology annotation, biological process: amino acid transmembrane transport. Bases 222 to 4817 code for a protein of 1531 amino acids. Gene Ontology annotation, molecular function: amino acid transmembrane transporter activity. The record is from RefSeq and is a predicted model, not a curated record.
GAUGUGGAUAGCUACAAAGGACAUCGAGAAUUUUCACAAGGCGAACGUAUGGGCGUGGACUUGAAGCAACUCUUUUCAUAUUCGUUUUGCCAAGGACUUUUCGAGUCUUUUCAUACGCUAAACUAUUGCCAGAGUCGCGCCAUGUACAAAAGUUCUGUCAACCACUUUGGGGACUUGCUGGGCCCCACCGUGCGAGCCCACAGCGAAUGAAGCGGGUUGCAAUGAAGCACGAUGCUGCCCAUGAAGAGGGUUUGGCGCUAACUGGAAACUCACCGGACGGGCCAGGAUCGGAGGCCCCGGUCAAUGUAAAUGCGGCCAAGCCGCGGCGGAAAGAUAUGGUGGACGAUGGACGGACGUCCACAAGCCAGUCAACGCUCAACCUGGUCAACUGCAUUCUCGGCGCCGGCGUGCUGGGCUACCCCUUCUGCUUCCGCUCCUGCGGGCUGGUGCUGGGCACGCUGCUCAUGGCAGUGUCCAUCUUCGCCUCGCGCUUCUCUUACAACCUGCUGCUGUACUGCAGCCAGAUCAGCAACAAGCGCACGUACGAGGACCUGGCGGACCAGGCCAUCGGGCGGGGUGGGCGGCAGGUUGUGGAGCUGUGCACGGCGGCGCUGAACCUGGGCUGCAUCGUGGCCUACCUCAACAUCCUGGCGGACGUGCUGUCGGCGGUGGCGGGCACCAUCAUCCCGCCGGGCGCAGAACCCUCGCGUAACGCCUACAUCAUGGGCGUGAGCUUGUUUGGCGCGCUACCAGUGGCGCUGUUGGUGCGCGACCACUCUACCAUCGCUACCUUCUCCAUGGUCAGCGUGGGCUUCGUGGUGCUGUUCGCGGUGGUGGUGGUCAUAUUCUCCCUGGCGCCCGUCACCGCGGCAGCCGCCGCCGCCUCGCCGCUGGUGCUGUGGGAGCCUGAGGGUCUGCUGGUGGCGUUCCCGGUCAUCGUGUUUAGCUUCACUGCGCACCCCUACUACCUGGGCAUCUUCAACAACCUGCAAGCCGCCACCUUCUCCCGCAUGACCAAGGUUACCAACCUGGCCAUGGGCUUGUCCUCGCUGCUGUACUUUAUUGUGGGUGUGGGCGGCUACAUUACCUUCCGCAACCGCACCGCCGGAGACCUGCUGCGCAACUUCGGCGCCGCCGACGUGGACGGCAUCCGCGGCGCCUACGAGCGCGCCAUCAAGCUGUGCUACGGCAUCUCCAUCCUGGGCUCCAUCCCGCUCGUCAUCCUGCCCUUUUACAGCAUCAUGGCGCCCUUGGUGCUGGGUAACGAUCUGGCGGCGCUGACCAGUGGUGGCGGUGCGGGCGGCGGCGGCGGCGGCGGCAUGGACGGAGCGCAUGGGCACCUCGCCAACGGCGGCGGCGGCACAGGCGCGGGCGGCGGCAACGGCGAAAAGAGCUACAUGCCGGCCAAGAGGACCAGCAGCGGCGUGUCGGACUUUGUAGCCUCGGCUGACCAGCAGCCGGGCGACAGCGGCGCCACCACGGUGCUCAUGGAGUCCGGCAGUGCCUCGCGCCGCUUCUCCACCAAAUCUGGCGCCGCCGGAGGGGGAGUCGGGCAGAGGCGUGGCGGUGGAGCCGGCGGCGGAGGGGGCGGCGGCGGCGGGGCGGGUGUGUCGCACGAGGUGGAUGUGGUGGACCUGAAGCUGCUGCACUCGGGCGACCGCAGCCUGGACGACAUCGAGUUGCCGUUCGGCAAGCACGCGGUCGUGGUGGUGCUGGUGCUGGGCACCGCGCUGGCGUCUGCCAUCUGGAUGCCCAACGUGGAGUUCAUCUUCGGCCUGACGGGCGCCACCGCCUCCGUGCUACUGUCCUACAUCCUGCCUGCGCUCACCUUCAUCCGCCUCACCGACCUGAACCCCGAGCUACUGGGCGGCGGCAAGUUCAAGACCAUCGCCGAGUCCGUCAGGAUGGAGUGGGUCUGGCGCAAGCGCAAGGCAAUAGCGCUGCUCUGCUUUGGCAUCGUCAGCGGCAUCACCUGCACGGAUGCGAUCCUUGGCGCCGUGAAGCAGGAGGCUGCGGUGGUGCACCUGGCGCAGCAGCUGGUGGCGCAUGAGGUGGUGGUGGCGGAGACGGCCAAGGUGCAGCAGAAGGCGCGGGCGGCGGUGACGGCGGUGUCAGCGGUGGAGAUGGCGGCCAAGGAGCUGGGGCAGGCAAGCGCCAACGCGACAGGCACGUUUAACAAGCUGCAGGCGGCCGCGGCGCAGCUGGACGCGGUUGCAGGUCAGAACGCCACCGUCAAGUCACACGACCGCGGCGGCCUGACUGGUCUUGUGUCGGGCCACAAGCAACACGUGGCGGAAACGAAGGCGCUCACGGCAGUGGUGGAAGCACUCGUGGAUGUCAAGGAGGAGGUGCGGAAGACGGCAGUCGGUGUGAGUGCCGUCAUCGCACAGCUGGACGCGGCCAUGUCGCAGCUGAACCUCCCGAGCGCGAAUGGCACCAGCGCCACCUCCGGCACCGGCACCGGCGCGUCGUCCGGCACAGGCACUGCUGCCUCCGGCAGCGGGACUGGCACGGCGCCAGUCGCCGGCUCUGGCUCUGGCUCCAGGCCUGCGUCCGGCUCUGGGUCUGGUGCCGGUGCCAGUGGCGGCGGCACGUCGGCGCGCGACCGUGCGGCUGACCUGGCCGUGGAGCUGGGCAAGGCACUGGGCGCGUUCAGCGACGUAGCGGGCAACGCUACCGUGGCAGGCAAGUCGCUGUCCCAGGUGCGCGCCACCGCCGUGUCCACACUGCUGGCACUCAACCAGACCGCUAUGGUGCUGGACCGCGUCAGCCUGGCGGUGGAGGCCGCCAAGAAGCACAACAAGCACGACGAGGAAGUCAAGCGGGCGGCGGUGGCGGCCAUGCAGCUGGCGCUGAACGCCACCGCCACGUCGGCUCUGGCCAUGCAGCUGACUGGCGAGGCGCUGCAGCGCUCGGCCACGGAGGAGGCCUCGGAGCUGCUCAGCAUGCUGGUGCAGGUGUCCCACGACCUGGAGAAGACGUCAGCAAAGGCCAAGCUGCCCAAGGUCAAACGCGUGGACAGCGGCAGCAACGCCACCACCGUCAUCGCCGGCAACGGGACUGCUACAAGUGGCAGCACCGGAGCCGGCAGCAGCGGCGGCGCUGCCACUGCGGGCACGGCAACGGGCGCGGGUAGUAGCACGGGAAGCAGCGAUGGCGGUGGUGGCAGUGCGAUGGUGAUCACGUCAGGUGCGGGCACCGGUGCAGGCGCGGGUAGCGGCUCGAUCGCGACAGGCACCACAGCCCCCACCGGCUCCAUGACGACCAGGGGCGUGCCGUCAGGUUCCGGCGCGGCAACGAGCAGCACCGGCAGCAGCACUACAGACGCCAGCAGCUCUGGGACCAGCGCCAGCGCUGGCGGCAGUGGCGGCACAAGCCCGACCUCGGGCGAGGACGUGAAGUUUCCGCUGGAGCGGCUGGGUGACGCCGACGGCAUCGUCAGGCCGGAUGCCAAGGCGCCCGUGGGCAGCGGCGCUGACAAGGCUGCGGAGGCGGCCGGGCAUCUGGAGGCCGUCAUCAAGGACCUCAAUACCAAGAUUGCCGCGGCCUCCAGCACAACUGGAACCGCCGGAGCAGCGCUCAGCGGCACGACAAACACAGCCGGCACCGCUGCGGCGGCAGCGGCCGUCGCGGCGCAGGCCGCUGCGACCGCGGCGGCUGCGGCCGGCGGCGGCACAGGCGCCAGCACCAGCCACGGCACGCUGGUCCUGCCUGGUGCGGGUAGCACCCCAAGCUCAGGCAGCUCCAGCGGCGGUACCGGUGCGGCCACCACCACAACCGGGGCCGGAGCUGGCACAGCAGGCGCAGCAGGCGGCGCAACCGGCACGACCAUCGCGACCGACAGCACAACCUCGGCCGGCACAACCGGCACUGGGGCCGCCGCCACCGGUGGUUCCGGCGCCGGCGCUGUCGGGGGUGGGGGGAGUAGCGGUGCAGGUGCAGGGGCCGCUAAUGCGACCAGCAGUACUGCGCUGGUGGGGGGUGCGGGCGGGCUGAACGUGUCGGGGAUUGCGGCGGCGCUGAAGGACGCCGUGGAGCUGACCAAGGUGAAGCAGGACGAGGCGCUGCACGAGAUCGAGGAGAGCCUCACCAAGAGCAACACGAAGGUGGCUGCGCGUGUGGUGGAUAUUCUGAAGGACAUUUCGGAGAACAAGCGGGGAACUGACGCCGCGAAAGUGGUUGCGGGCGGCUCCACGUUGGGAUCCACAGCCACCGCGGUCGCGUCCGGCGCAGGCUCGGGCGAGAUUCUAGCCGCUGCGGGCGGUGAGGCGGCCGCCGCCGCCGCCGCAGUCGGCAUCGCCACCGGCACGGCGGUAACUAGUAGAAGCGGCGAUGCCACAGGCAGCAGCGGUGGCGGAGAGAGCGGGGAAAGCGGCUUGAUGGGCUUGGUGCACAAGAUCACCACCGACCUAUCGGCCGGGGAGGGCGCCACGGCGGUUGGCCCUAUUGUCAAGGUGGACGCGGAGGGUCACUUGCUGCAGGAGGGCGACGACGGCGACGGCGUGGUGGGGCCGGUCGUCAAGGACAAGGACGCUGCCGGGGCAGCCGGGGCCGAGAGCGCAGUGGCGGCCGCCGAUAGCGCCAUUGGUGGUAGCGAGUCAGCAGGGGCCACGAAUGUGGAUGCGUCUGGUGGUAGUGCCGAGGCUGAGGCAGGUGCGAAGGGCGGCAAAAUGCACUUGGCCAGGUCGCGGCGGGCCGCACGGGCGGCCGCCUCAGAGGGCAAUGCAGGUGGGGGCGGCGAGGGCGUCCACGUACAGCAGGGCCUGCAUAGGAAGCUAGGGCUGGAGCAGGAGGACAUAGAGCAGGCGGCUGGCUGAGGAUGAAGGCCUUGUGCUCAAUGUGAGCAAUUUAAGGCGUCCGGGCGCGAGCGCGUGGGGGA